Zophobas morio is the source of this 1777-nucleotide messenger RNA. RefSeq names its product syntaxin-binding protein 2-like. The record is from RefSeq and is a predicted model, not a curated record. The transcript has 19 exons. Bases 44 to 1777 code for a protein of 577 amino acids. Gene Ontology annotation, biological process: vesicle-mediated transport; intracellular protein transport. Lineage: Eukaryota; Metazoa; Arthropoda; Insecta; Coleoptera; Tenebrionidae. Gene Ontology annotation, cellular component: secretory granule; plasma membrane. Gene Ontology annotation, molecular function: syntaxin binding.
GUUUUAGUAACUCUCAAAAGUUAUUUUAUCCCCGUGCGACCAAAUGAGUUACAACUUGAAACAGGAAGUUAAAAAGCGCUUCCUCGACGACUGCAUUAACAAAGUCAAGCCCCAAUCUAAAUGGAAGGUUCUCCUAGUAGACAGCCAUAGUACGCGCGUAAUAUCAUCGGUUAUACGUAUGACAGAACUCACCGACUCCGGUGUAACAGUUGUUGAAAGACUUAAUCAACAGAGGCAACGUCUUGCCACCUUUGAAGCUAUCUAUAUUAUAUAUCCUUGUCUCGAAUCCUUCCAACAGCUCAUCGAAGAUUUUAAGCCGGGAAAUGUCCUCUAUAAGGGAGCUCACAUAUUCACACUGACCCCCACUUCGGAGAAAUUAUUCACUCUUUUAGCUAUAAAUAAUAUUUCAAAGUACAUUUUAACCUUCUUAGAGCUGAACCUUAAUUUUUUGGCUAUUGAGUCUCAAGUAUUUUCCUUGGACGAACCUCUCGGACUUUGGGCUGUUUAUAGUCCGCACGGCAAAGAUGAGUUCGAUCGUAUUACUUUGUAUACUGCUGACCAACUAGCCACGUUGUUUUCGACUUUGGGGCAGCACCCGUAUAUUGGCUACUUGAAUAGUAGCGAAAAGAAUCUUACCUUUGCAGAAGUUGUUCACAGCCGCCUCCAAUUUUUAGUGCAGCUUGGGGCGGUCCCCUCGGAAAGGGCAGGUCAUCUGGUCAUCCUCGACAGGGGAGCGGACUUAUUCUCUCCGGUUCUCCAUGAGCUGACCUACCAGGCAAUGCUUUACGACUGCUUUGACGUCAAGAACAACAUGCUAAUGGCGAACAACGAGGCUUUCAUUCUUGACGAAAACGACCCAUUAUGGUGUAGUUUAAGGCACCUUCACAUUGCCGAUCUGUCAAAGAAGGUCGCUGGGCUGCUGCAGGACUUUAAAAAGAGAGAGAAGGAGUAUCGACCAACUAAAGAGAAACUUUCUGCUCAAGAGCUCGCAACAAUUAUGAGGAAACUUCCGAGCCUUAAGGAAGAAGGAAAAAUAGUCUCCUUCCACUAUAAUAAUGCAGCAUUGUGCAUGACCGAGUUAAACAAGACUAACCUGCACGAUAUAUGCGAGGCGGAGCAGAACGUUGCCUUUCAAAUGGAUUCUAAUAACAAGCCCAUCAAGAACACCCUUUCGUGCAUCCUGCCUCUGUUGAGGGACCCCCAAACCACUUACGAUAACAAACUUCGUCUCGUUCUUCUUUACUUGCUACGAAAGCGAGGCGUCUCCGAGUCUGAGCUGAAGCAGCUUUUGGAUUCGGCUGAUAUAGCGAACGAGGACCGAAUUAUAUUUAGGACAUUACCGCUUCUGGGCGGGAAGAUACUUAAUCAAGACCCGGGAACACCAGAAUUCCCACGCGCUGGCAGACAUACCGGAGAAAAGUAUUCGACGUCCCGCUGGACGCCUUUUGUGUGGGAUGUGGCACAGGCGGUGUUGCAGGGCAGCUCCGCCUCCAUAGGCAUUAACUAUCUCGAUCCAAAGCCAACGACUAAAACUAGUAAUACAGAACCCGCCGCUCAGUCCAGGCGAAAGAAAAAGACCUGGAUAUCACAAACGGAAGACAGAAACAUUGAAAAGGUGGUUAUAUUUAUUAUUGGCGGAAUAACCUAUUCGGAAAUGCGAUCAGUUUACGAGAUUUCUAAAAUGUUCAGUACACCGGUUCUGAUUGGUUCGACAAACGUGUUAACUUCAAAAAUAUUUUUACAAGAGCUUAAAGAUUUGGAUGAUCCACUAGAAUAA